Molecule: messenger RNA, 1299 nt
Organism: Nerophis lumbriciformis (worm pipefish)
Lineage: Eukaryota; Metazoa; Chordata; Actinopteri; Syngnathiformes; Syngnathidae
Source: RefSeq, a predicted model, not a curated record
AUGUUCAACUGCUGGACCUCCCUCUUGUCCAAGUACCAAAGUCUUAACCACAUCUGGUUAUCGGUCCACUGGAAGCAGAAGCUCACCAAGACCCAUGUCGUUCAAUGUGAUCUGCAAACGGCAAUAGAAGAUAUUGUAACUUCGCCACAGAUGUUUGGUUUGCGCAUUUCUGGAUCUUUGCUCCUUGGCAUGGCCCAGAUCUUCUCCAGAAAAGUCAAAUAUCUCCUGACAGACUGCAAUCAAGCCUUGGCUAUACUCAAGGUGUCAUUUCGGACAGACAAUACAUACCAGAACGAGAUCUUCCAGAGUGCGGGUCAACCUCAGGACUUUUUUGGCGAUGAGGGCACCGGAUUGGCAAGCACUUUGGAUUUAUUGACGGACAUUGAUGUUCAACAUUUGGACUUAGGUCUCAUGGAAAAUCCUGACGAAACGUGCGGUCAAGACGCCUCCCUCGACCAACAGCCUGAUGUUAACAGAAGAGAGAUUGAAAAGGAAAAGUCCCUGAGUCCACAGCAGCAGCCAAGCUUCGUCCUACCGCCAAUGCCUGACACGGUUAGAGCAAAUAAGAGAGGAAAGCGCAAAUGCAAGUUGAUCGUGGACCAAAUCACAACGCUGUCGGACGAAGCCAUGCGGCUGCAGCUCCGGGACGACUCCGAUCUGGUCAUCGGCUCGCCGCCGAUUCGACGCUUGGCUUACUGGAAAGAAAACACAUCUGCGUUUAAAUUGCUGACGCGGCCCUGCUCUGAUUUUCUACCCAUGGAGAUACUGGAGGCUUUUCCGAAGGAUGUUAGCCCGCAGACGAUUGACGAGAUUUGGUGUGGUCAUUCCCGAGGCGGCAGCAGUGUGGGCUCCGAAAGCCUCACGGAUCUGUCUCCGGAACUCCUGCGCGCAGACAUUCCCGACACCAGCGACAAGUGGAGCGACUCGGAGAUCCUGCAAGUGAUGGAUCAUACGUUGGACCUUAGCAAUAGUCCAGAGCUUCCACCGGUGGAUUUGGUGUCUAUCUGUCCGUCUCUCGAGGAGCAACGCAGUCAGUCGUUCCCGGGUAGCCAAAAUUCUGCGGAGCAGCCGUCAAUCAAAAAUCAAGCGUAUGAGCUCCUGAAAUGCCUUCAAAAGCUUCAGGGGGACUCGCCGUUCUCUCUGGCCGCGCUGUGCUCCGGAAGCAGCCGCUGGCAGGUGGCACGAACCUUCCAGUCCCUCCUGAUCCUGCACAACCGAGGGGCCGUCACCCUGAGCCAGAGCGCCCCCUACCAGGACAUCUUUGCCGCACCCGGUCCCACCUUCUUCACUUGGCAGUAG